Messenger RNA from Mya arenaria, 1279 nucleotides. RefSeq names its product carbohydrate sulfotransferase 14-like. The transcript is spliced from 3 exons. Gene Ontology annotation, molecular function: sulfotransferase activity. The record is from RefSeq and is a predicted model, not a curated record. Gene Ontology annotation, cellular component: membrane. Lineage: Eukaryota; Metazoa; Mollusca; Bivalvia; Myida; Myidae. Bases 1 to 1257 code for a protein of 418 amino acids. Gene Ontology annotation, biological process: carbohydrate biosynthetic process.
AUGCUUCGGAAGCUUCGCAGGCAUAGACAGAACAUUCUGAUUGUCGGCCUCGCAAUUAUCAACGUAGUUUUAUUCUGCUCCAAUUUCAUGCAAGCAGGAAAGACGACUUACAGGCAGUCGAUCGACAAACUGAUACCGCCAGACAAAAACGACGGACACCAUAGAACCACCGGAUCAGAUGGCUAUAAUCUGGCGAUACGUGUGCACAAGAGAUGCUUUCAAAGUGGUUUUGAGUACAAAAAUAGGAAUGUGAACCUUAUGAACAUUUACGAAACCAAAUCGAAAACAUUUGAAUACUGCCCUAUCUGGAAAGUUGGAACGACGUACUUGAAACGCCUGUUUAUGAUCAAGAAUCUCAACAAGUACGCUAACCUUACUAAUCCGUACAACAUUAGUUUCCUUGAACGUUACGAUAGUGAAAGGGGAAUGAUUUCUAAUGAAGACGACGUAAAACGUUUCAUGUUUGUUCGGAAUCCAUACCAAAGACUACUGUCAUCGUACGUUGAUAAACUGCUAGCGCCAAAUCCAGUUUACUGGAAAAUAAUAGGAAUACCCGCUAUUAAAAGUUCUAGAAAAGAACCCACCGAGCAUAGCGUGAAAUGUGGCCAUGAUUUGACAUUCAAAGAAUUCAUUCAUCACAUAACUAUGGUGCUUCCGACUGGAAAACACACCGUGUACGGUCAUAAUAAGAGAAAGGUCGGUGUGUUGAGAGAUCUGCAUUUUGAGUUGUACAACGUAAUAUGCAGACCUUGUCAUGUCAAGUAUAAUUUUAUUGGCAAAAUGGAAUCUUUUGAUCAAGAUUCACUGGAGUUUAUAAAAGAGAUUGAGUUACCAAAGGUAGCUGAUUUUUUGACAAAGAAUGGAAAAGCGCUUGCUGUCGAUGAUGCAAUUAAAGACACAACGUAUCAACCAUUCAAUAUAGAAUUUCUCGAAGAGUACUUGAAGUGUAUUACACGCCAUGAUGCUAUGAAAAGAGCAUGGAAGAAACUGCAGUUAAGGGGACUGAUUGGAAAUACUCCAUUGCAAGUUACUGAUGAGGAUGCUAGAACGAUGACACACGAGCAGUUCCUUCAACUGGCUGUAAACGCUAGAAGAGCAUCCAGUAGUGAAGAGAGAAAGACAUUAAAAAGGAGACUUUAUCUUGAGAUGUAUUCAACAGUUGAUCGCGGAGAUUUAGAGCUUAUAAGUACCUUGUAUAAAGAUGAUUUUAAUAUUUUUGAAUAUGACAGUAGACCUAAAGAUAUAUUCACCAAUUGAAAAGUCUGCAGCUAGAACAGGG